AUGCUUUUCAAAGCUCACGGAUUCAAGCCGACCAGAGAAGCUGAUCAAAAGAAAACGAACUUGUCUUUAGCUGAUCGUCCUCUCCUCUCCCGAGACAGAGACGAAGCAGCAAUUCCUGGAAAAGAGGCCACAAAAGGAGGCCCGGAACAAGAAGAGGCAGCCAAUGACCAUGGAGAAGAGCAAGAGGAAGCUCAGGACGAAGGAACUUCCUCUAACAAUAUUACGAGGCAAGAGAGUGAGAGUAUAAUCACUGUUGAGCACGGGAACGACAAAGAGCAGGCUGGAGCCUUGAAUGACGACAAGGGUGAUGAUCAUGCAAGUGCAAGACAUGAAGCUGCUAUCGAGGUCAUUAGCGAGAAGAGUGAACGAAAGGAAAGCGGCUAUGUUAAGAAUAACGAUGAGAACAGUUGUGGGGAGGUUAAUGGCCAGACAGUUGAGGAUGUUGAUGAUAGCAAGUCCACUGAUGAGGGUAACAAUGAAGAGACCGACAAUAGUGAUGUAAAUGACAAAGAGGGCAACGAACAGGUCGAGGAUAACAAGGAAGCCAGCGAAGAAUCGAGCGGCGAAGAGUCAAAAGACAAAGAGUCGGUGAAGGAGGAAUCAAGUGACGAUCACGGGAGCGAAGACCGGAUACCCGAUAGAGAUACGAGUGUUGUGUAUGAGAAGACUGAAAGUGUCAGUGAGGGCACUUCAACAACCCAGGAAUCCAUGACUGUCUUGGGACUUUGUCCACCAGAUACCAAGGAAGGAGAUUUUAUAUGCAUCCUCCUGGGUUGUUCUGUUCCAGGUGUCUUGAGAGAGACAACUGACAAGAGGCACAUGAUUCUCAUUGGAGAAGCAUAUGUUCAUGGCAAAAUGGAUGGUGAGGCGAUGGAGGAUACGCAUAGGGCACUAGAAACCUUCUCUAUUAAGUGA
This is a messenger RNA of Fusarium odoratissimum NRRL 54006, 915 nucleotides long. RefSeq lists its product as uncharacterized. Lineage: Eukaryota; Fungi; Ascomycota; Sordariomycetes; Hypocreales; Nectriaceae. The transcript is spliced from 2 exons. Bases 1 to 915 code for a protein of 304 amino acids. The record is from RefSeq and is a predicted model, not a curated record.